Molecule: messenger RNA, 6084 nt
Organism: Nothobranchius furzeri (turquoise killifish)
Lineage: Eukaryota; Metazoa; Chordata; Actinopteri; Cyprinodontiformes; Nothobranchiidae
Gene: rabgap1l
Product: RAB GTPase activating protein 1-like
Source: RefSeq, a predicted model, not a curated record
UUUCGGUGUUUACGCACAAACAGGAUGUCCUGCACUGACUCACUCCUUAUCUCUGGUAGAAGUCUGGCCUUCUUGCAAGAUUUUGCAGAAACACAACUUACUAAAUUUAAAGCUUGCAGUCACACACCGACAACAGCCCCUCUGCUCCUUUUUUGUGAUGUGCGAACAAUGUCUUCCCAGAAACAUCUCCAUAGCAAGGAGAGCUGCGGUAUCAUUAGGUGUGUAAUAGUGUGUGACAGGAAACGGAUGAUGUUAGCCUGAAGGGCUCGUCUGAUGAGGAGAUGCAGCCUCUAGACAAACAAAUGUUUUCUCAUUUCUUCAUCCUUCUGGUGCAGUAUUGAAAGGACUGGUGUUCUUCAGUUCUCUUCUGAGAUGUAAGACAAUUCCUCCAAGAUCACUUAAUUAAAUUAAUCUGUUAGGUUGUUUUUUAGUCAUUAAGGAGUUGUUAGCCAUAGCUGCCUCCAGAGCUGUUUUAUUUGGGGAUGCUCAGUUUAAGAAGACAUAUUCUAACAUUUUUUUAAACUUAUAAUAGUUCAAUGGUUAAUACAAAACAUGUUUCUGAGGUUUUUUAACACAUAAUCAGUGCAUCAUAAAGCGAUCUCAGUAGUUUCAUUAUUGACAGUUUCAGUACCUUCCAGAAUGAGCCGUUUCAGGGCUUUAAAAAAACAAGCUGAAGCUGGCCACACCCACCCAACCCCUGAUUGGUUGCUAUCAGCUGAAACACCUGGGAGGGGCUCAGAGUAGAGUCACUGCUCUUCCAGCAUCAAAGGGGGGGAGGGGGGCGUGUCUGAUGCGUGACAUCACAUUAAAGGACUUUUUCAAACAACUUGUUUUAGGCACAUUUUCCUGAAAUCAAACACUAACAGAAAACAGAUCUACAGGUCUGUAUAGGCGGUAGAGUAUGGAAGAAACAGUCUCACCAGAACAUGACUUUUUUUGUUCUGUGAAUUUUAUAACUUAAAAUAUACCAUUAAAACUUCAUCUGUAAAAAUUCAACAUGAGAAAUUCACCUACAAAUGAGGUGACCUUGAGACCCAAGCCAAAGCAAUCGUCACUCGAUCGAGUUGAGUAGCUUCUAGCCAAUCAAUCGUGCUUCUCCGAUCAUGUGACACCAGUGAGGUGUUGACUUUAUCAGGUGACGACCGCUUUGGGUCGCCAGGAGGUCACCACGUUUGUUGGAGAACUCCUGAAGUUGAAUUUUUGCAGCUGAAUCCUGACUCUUGAACUCUACCUUGAAUGUGAUCAGAAAACACACAAACACCUCAGGUCUUCUCCUUAAAAACACUCUUCUUUCUGCUGUGAUAUUUAUAACCAUGUCUGUAAAGUCUAACAAUAGAAUAUUCCCUCACAGUUAGUCAGAUGGAGAUAAAAACAAACUUUUCAUCAGACGCGUCCCAUAAAACCACCUAUCUUGUUAGUUAUGUUUCACCAAGCAUCUCCACACAGUUUGUCACAUCUCAUCUGAGAGGCUUUCACCGACGAUCACAUCAGAUCUCAGAUGGCCUUUUCAUUUAAAAAGUGUAAAUCUGAAGGAAGUUAUGUCCGGUAAACAGAUUUCACCCAGCAGUAAAGUAGCUCAGGCGGUCUGAAUGAUCACCACCAGUUACAGAUGACAUAGUUAUUCAUGGGUUAGGGUUGUUUGUACUGGGAGAUGGUUGUAAAUAAGCACCAAACCAGCUUGUCAGAGCUCCAUUUCCUCCUCUCACUCCUCCUUUUUACAUAUUUCUCUCUGUCAGCGUUUCAGUCGGAUCAGCCCAACUCCAUAAGCAGCUUAAAGCAGCAGAAGAAUUCCACGGCACCUUAGCUCCAUGAGCACAACGGGCAGCCGGGUGGCUUAGGCUUUCUGGGGAUUUUGGGGGAGAAUUUGAAUUUUUCUGCCUUCUUAAGCGUCCACUGUACCGUCAGCUGGAGCGCCGGCUUUAAGAACGAGGAGAGGAAAUCGUCACAUAAUCAUUUGCAGCUCAGCGGUUGAAUUAUUAAUCUGGGUUUUGUCAAAUUCCUUCAUCUGCACACGGUUUUUAGGUUUUCAGAUGACGAAUCGUAUAAACUCUAAAAUGUUUUGUUUGAUACCACUAAUAAACAAGUGCUGCUGACGUUAUUAAUCAAUCAAAUCAAAGACUGAAUUGUUUUAAGAACCAGAUAAAACUGGUCUCGUGUUUUGGGAAACAUUAGAACAAGGAGGGACCGCAGUGACUCGUGUCCUUUUCUAUUGCACAGGUUUAAGAAAAAAAGGUUCAUUUUGUUGCUACUUUAAAAUUUAAUUCACAUUUUCAAAUAGAAAUGCUCCUUAUUCUUACUAGAGCUGUUAAAUAUGCAAUAACCAGAUCAGUUUAAGCGUUUUUAUAUUUAAAACUCACAUCGGAAGGCUUUUAUAGGCAACGUUUAAUUAGUUUCUUAUUAAUUUGUCAUUAUCCAGAUAAAUCUGACUUUACCUAAUAAGGGAAAAAAUCGAUGUCAGUUAAGGACUAAAUGAUAACUGCGGUAAGUUAAUGACUGUCUGUAAAUAGAAGGGAUUUACUGUCAGGGAUCCUUCAGGAUGACAACAACAUUCAGGCUUUUUAUGUUAAAUUUCUUCCGUUCUUGAAUUUGUUCUCGCUCGACUUCCUGGCGUGACGUGAGCGAGGUGUAACUGAAGCCUCUGCGGUCGAUCUGACUACUUCCUUCCUAUCUUAACCACAAACACACUCACACACAGAGUUGAACUGUGCAAACAAGCUUUUAUCUUUAUUUUCUACUAGCAGCAGGAAAUGAAAUAAAAAAAAACUGAACUUCAACGUAAAAAAGAGUGAGAGGGAUUAAAGGAGGGAGGAGCACAAAGGAGAGGGAGCGGAGAAGGAAGUGUUCGCUGGAAAAGAAGAAAAAGCAAACUCAUCCUGCUUUGUCACACACUUCUAGCGUUACAGAGAGAGAGGGAGAGACAAACAGGUGUGUUGUCUUGCUUCCCUCCUCUCUCCUCCUCCUCCUCCGUCUCAGUGGGCGUGGCUCAGCUCCGGCUCGUGAAAGCAGCCAGUCGCCUCCUCUGCUGUCAGAGAGGAACAAAAGCUCUCCGCUGCACUCCUCUUCUCUCCUUCCUCCCCACGAUCCCUCCUCCUCCUUCAUUCUCUCCUCCUCUUCGCUGCUCGGAGGAGCCAAGAUGAUGCAGGAGGUGUCCAUUAUGGUGGCCUACGAUGCUCAUGUGGUGGAACGUCCCGGUGAGGAGGACACCUUGGCUUGCUUGGUCGCUCAUUCUAAACCACUCAGAACUCCCAGACCUGCGGUUCCGACCAAAAAGCUGAAGAAGUUUGAGAAGGAAUAUCAGAGUCUGAGAGAGAGCCAGCUGCAACAAGAAGACCCGAUCGGCCAAUUCCAGAGAGAGAACCGCCGUCUUCAGGAGGCCAGUAUGAGACUGGAGCAGGAGAACGAUGACUUGGCACAUGAACUGUUCACCAGUAAGAUUGCCCUCCGGAACGAUCUGGACCAGGCAGAGGACAAGGCAGAUGUUUUGAACAAAGAGCUGCUGAGCACCAAGCAGCGGCUGGUGGAGACCGAGGAGGAGAAGCGACGACACGAGGAGGAGACGGCUCAGCUGAAGGAGGUGUUCAGGAGAGAACUGGAAAAAGCCGAGCAGGAGAUCAAGAAAACCACAGCAAUCAUAUCCGAGUACAAACAGAUCUGCUCCCAGCUCAGCACCCGGCUGGAAAAGCAGCAGGCGGCAACAAAAGAAGAGCUGGACAUCGUCAGGAACAAAGUGAUGGGGUGUGAGCGCUGCAAGGAUCUGUUCAGCACCCUGGGGUCUCUACAAGCUUCCUCCCCCGGCGGUGAGAGGACGUCCAACCAGCCUCUGGAUGAGGAGAAGGACGGGCUGACGGACCAGCUGAGACAGCUGGAGCUGGAGCUAGCGCAGACCAAGCUGCAGCUGGUGGAGGCCAAGUGUCGAAUCCAGGAACUGGAGCACCAACGAGGAGUCCUGAUGACUGAAAUACAAGCUGCCAAAAACUCGUGGUUCAGCAAGACUCUGGGGUCCCUGAAGAGCUCGGCCUCCUCUUCCUCCAGCUCCUCGUCCCAGACGCCGUCCUCUCCGAGGGACGGGCCGGCCUAGCUGGACCUCCCUCCCUCUUAAUCCCCAGCAGGAUGCACACUAGAGCUGAGCAACACAAGCUGAAGAAACUAGCAGAGGGGAUGCAGUAUUCCUUUGGUUAGGAGGUGGGAGAAGGGGCGGGAUACGGGAACAGCUGCCUGUCCUCCAGACUGUCAAGUGUCCGUUCAGCUUCUCUGCUUCACAGCUGCAGAGACAGCCGAGAGUAAGCAUGACUGAGAGUGAAGUUAGUUUAUGCAUCAGAAACUCUGGAUUACAGGUCAACUAGCUCCCCCUAGUGGACAUCUACUGCAGUUACAAAACUCAUUUCAUCCCACAAAAUGAUGUUUUCUAAUAUCUGAUGAAUCAACCUGCCUCUAUUUUCACAGAUGUAAAUAGAUAUGAAUCAUCACAGAGGUCUUACACACACAAACAUCUUCAGCUCAAAAAUGACCCCUGCCCUCUGAAAAAGGAAUACUGCACCCCGUAGACAACAAGAGCGUCACAGAAGUUGCAAUUCUUUAUAGUAAUAUAACAUAAACAAUGUUGUUAUAUAAAUAUGUAUAACUAAUUAAUAAUUUUUUAUUAUCUUGUACAGUUGUUUAAGAGGAAGAAAAGAAAAGUUCUUAUAUUUCUUUUGUACUGUGUGGAUUUUGAUGUUGCGCGCGGCGUCAGCUGGUCCGGUCCAAAGGCCGAGGGUCCAAAAAGUGACGACCUGCUGAGAUCUUUAAAUCUUUAAUCAUUAACAUUUUUACUAAUUAUUUUAUGUCGUAAUUUAUGCCAAGCACUAAUUGUAGGUUUUGUUUCCUCUGUUAUUAGAAAGCAGGUCAGGUCUGACCAGAUGAAGCAGAAAGGUUUAAUUCACACAAGAUUCUCACGAUUGCAGCACGUGUUAACUCUGGUUUCAGCUCCAGAACCAGUGAAUGAAACAUCCCUGUUGUUCUUUAACUCCACAGCUACUGAAGCAGUCCCGACACCAUAAACCACAUCUGUUACUGCACCAUCUAGAAGCAUCUCUUAAAACAUUACACAUCACCGGUUCCACAAUAGCUCAGUUGUUGCCGAAAAGUUCUGAAACCCCUUGUGAGUUUGUGUCAAUGCUUGUUUUCUUGUUUCUUUUUAAGGAUGCUGAUGCUUUAAGCCUGAUCUAAAUCCUGAUCUAAACCACUUUAAGAUGCAUCGGGGUCACAUUUAGUAACAUUGUGAAAUGAACAGCAGAUGGCUUCAGAACAAACAAGCACAUAUUUUUAUAUUUUCAUUUUAAAAUACAAAGAAAAAUGUUUUUAACUUAAUUCUUCACUUGUUUCAUUUGUUGAACCUAAAGGAGACUAGGAGGAUUUUUGUAGCCAAAAGCAGCAUUCUUAUUUUAGUUUAGCUGCUUGCUGCUGUUUUGUUGUCUCUGGUUUACACCAACAUCAGCCUUUGGACUCGGACCAGUCGUGUGUUUCUGCAAUGCAUACGUAUGAAGGGGAAUGGUGUCUUCUUCACUCUGCUGCCUUUUCUGUUGAUGACUGAAGUGGUCGGCUGAAGAGAGAAAGGCCAUCUGCCUGUUUGAGAGCAUCACCUGUGCCAUAAGAGCCCAUCCACGCACACACACACACUUUGCCAUCUCCCUCUCCAUACCAACCUGCUGUUCCAUCUUUAAACUGUUUGCUGGAUAUUCUUAUUUCCAUCUAUAAAGUUAAAAAACAGCUGUUUUUCAGUGAUUGUUCAGGUGUUUUCCUGUUCCAGGGCGUUGUUGAGUUCAGUCUAAACUUACCAUGUUGAGAGCGUUCCUCUUGUCAUGUGCACCAACAUUGUUAAACACUAUUUAAGGGUGUGUCUGUUGCAGUUAUUCAUUUUUAGCUGAUGACUGUUGCAGAACGUACAGCUGCCAGUUAAUAAUCCACUCUAAUUCAGUUGAUGUCAUUGAUGCAGAAGCAGCUGAGGAGGCAGAUUAAAGGUGUUGUGUAUUUUGUUGUAACACCUCCGUCCUGUUACGCUGAGAGGGACUGUAACAAGCCUGCUUUAAUAAACCUUAGUUCUGGUCA